CUAGACCACCGUGUUGCCAGUGCCCCUGCAAUUCCCGCCCCAUGCCAUGACGUUGCGACGAUGGCGACGCCCAACAAUCUCGGACGAUCGAGUUUGUUGGACUCGCACACGCCGCCUCAAAGGCAGCCGACUCAUGUUUUCGAGAGAAGAUGGAGCAACAUGGCUCUCAACAACCCCUGCUUCAAACAGGGGAUAGGCAUCGCUUUGGCGGUGGCAUUGAUUGGGGGCCCCCUCUUUGCCUUGAUGGACAUACCUGAUGAUCCUGGUCUUCCACUCCUAGACUUCAUCAUGGUGUUGUCCACCAUUGUCUUCUGCUUUGAGCUGGUGGUAAAUUUGUGCGCCAGCCCGGCAUAUCGUUGUUCCUUCUUCUGCUUGAUGGACUUCUUUGGCACACUGUCAAUGGCAUUCGAAAUCUCUUUCUUGCUGGGGAGUUCCGAUGCCAUCCACGCUGUGCUGCUCCGCUCGGCCAGAGCAGCCAAGCUGGGCGCACGCGCUGGCCGCAUCUUCAAGCUUGUGAUGUGCUACUCUUUGUUAAUCAAAGAAGGAGGUCUGGAUUCGGAGAAGCCGCGCUUCGAGGCGAAGGUCUUGGCACAACGGCUCACCACUUCCAUCGCUACUAGAGUUGCCAUGCUGACCAUCUUUCUGGUCAUGUUACUCCCUUUGUUGGAGCUCCCUGUGUUCCCACGAGCCGAUCAAUCAAUGGAUUUGUGGGCGCGGAACCUGGAAGAAGCCUAUGCCACGUCCAAUGAGACCAAAUUCUCGAUCGAAGUGUCUACAAUGUCCAGCUUCUACUUGUCGAGCGACUAUGCACCCUAUGCCUUGGAAGGUUUCAACUACACACUCCUCACCUCGGUGCAGCAACCUGCACGCUCACAGAAUCGGGUGAUCAUCGAGGUCUCUGAGUGCCUGGUUCUGCGGGAUGGCUGCGACAACAGCAGCAAAGCGAAGGUCCUCUUCAACUUCACGGGUGCCCACCAGAUAGCAGCUUUGAUGGAGAUUGCACUGGUGAUUGUGAUCGUCGCAAUCAUGAUUGGCAUGACACAAGACUUGGGCAGCGUCCUGACGAUGAUGAUGGUGAGACCGCUGGAAAAGAUGUUUAGUGGUCUGAUGACCUCCGCACAAUCGUUGAUGGACAUAUGCGCCAGCGUUGAUGAUGAGGAGGAGGACAAUGAAGAGACCAGGGCGACUGAGUUAGAGACGAUUGAGAAGACUUUGGAGAAGUUAUCCCGGAUUGCAGCGCAGGCUCUGAACAAAAAUGUGAUUAGCAAAGAAGAGAUGGCGACGAAGAGCGAGUAUGAGAAAGCCGUGCUGGUGGAGAUGUUGCAGACAGAGGUCACCGGCGAAACCAUGACACCAGCCUUGCUGGAGAUAAGGCGAUCCAUGGGGAAAGAGAAACAGGACUUGGAGCUGAGACUGCAAUCAUGGGACUUUGAUACACUAUCGCUGGAUCCUGCCGGGAUGGAAAGCAUGACAACGCAUAUUUUCUUCGACUCCGAGUUCGGGAUCGCAAAGAUGUUCUGUGAAGAUUCGGCCUUCAAAGCCUUUUACGAUGCUGUGAAGCCGAAUUAUCAGGAUGUGCCCUACCACUGCUUUGCUCACGCGUGCGACGUUCUCCACACGGUCUUCCGGUUUUGUGGUCUCAGCUUUGGGCGCUUUUGGAUGAGAGAGGUGGAGCAGUAUUCCUUGCUGAUUGCGGCCUUAUGCCAUGACAUGGGCCACUUCGGAAAGCCGGACGCCCAGUUGACCUUCAGGUGGUGUGGUUCCGAAGUGUGUCAACGAGGAAACAUGCGCAGAUCAAGGACUAAUCCGUUUUUGGUGGAGUCCGGGCACCCAUUGGCCAUCACCUACAACGACAAAUCUCCCCUGGAGAACAUGCGCUGUGCCAAACUGUUUGAAAUCUGCAACGAUCCAACUGCAAAUGCCUUUGGAAAAGCUUCGAAGGACAUUUACAAGGAAGCCAGAAAAGUGGUCGUGGCAGCAAUUCUGCACACCGACAACGCCAAUCAUUUUGCAAUGAUCAAAGACAUUAGCCAAGCCUUUGAGGCCCAAGAACUCUGUUGCGGGAAGCAAGCAGGCGAAACUGGAGGGCUUCUGAAGGAGUACAGGGACAAGAUCCUGGAGCCACACCGGUUGCCGUGGCUUGAGCUUUUCCUACAUUUGGCCGACGUGUCAAACCCGCUGAAGCCCUUCAACUUGUCCCACGCCUGGGCGAUGCGGGUCUUGGAGGAGUUUUUUCUCCAAGGGGAUGAGGAGAAGCAACAGGGGCUCCCAGUGGGCAUGCUGAAUGAUCGCGAGAAGGUCAAUAAGGCGGACUCCCAGCAUGGAUUCAUCACUUUCCUCGUCUCCCCCUUGGUUGUCCCGGCGAUCAACCUUUUCCCACAGUUCACCGACUUACACGUGCAGAUGGUGGUGAACUUGGAGAAGUGGCGGGACCAAUGGAUCUUGGAUGUGAAGCCCUCUGAGGAGGCGAUUGCCAAAAAGGAGGAAAGUCUUGCGAAGUCCAGAGAAAUGACUGAGCGGCUACUUGCCCGCCGUCGCCCACGCGAGAGGAUGGCCCCACCAGCCCGGUCAAGCCAGUGGCCCUUCCGCGACAAGGACACGGAAUGACGUGAAGUUGAAGAGACCUUCGGCAGUUUGGAGAUGAUGAAGCUGUUCCCAAAGUUGCUCAGGAGGUCGACAAGGAUUGAUCGUUGAAGUGGGUGUUCUGCCUCUAAGAGGUUCUGAGAUCCACGGCCGGCCGAUUGGGCAGAAGAGGCGAAGCCUGAAGAUGCCACGGUGAAAAUGCACAUAAAUGCACUCACAACCGGUCCAGGAUGGAAACCAG
This is a messenger RNA of Durusdinium trenchii, 2824 nucleotides long. The record is from the annotation of a GenBank genome assembly. Lineage: Eukaryota; Dinophyceae; Suessiales; Symbiodiniaceae.